This is a messenger RNA of Cryptotermes secundus, 1919 nucleotides long. Its product is annotated as DDB1- and CUL4-associated factor 13. Gene Ontology annotation, molecular function: protein binding. Gene Ontology annotation, cellular component: nucleolus; small-subunit processome. The transcript has 9 exons. NCBI's taxonomy places the organism in Eukaryota, Metazoa, Arthropoda, Insecta, Blattodea, Kalotermitidae. Gene Ontology annotation, biological process: maturation of SSU-rRNA from tricistronic rRNA transcript (SSU-rRNA, 5.8S rRNA, LSU-rRNA). The record is from RefSeq and is a predicted model, not a curated record. Bases 299 to 1636 code for a protein of 445 amino acids.
CACGGAUAGCACCAGUGACCAAAACUGGCCUUCUGGAAAGGUGGUGUAAUUUAAAUGUAAUGUAAAGAUAUAACAUUGUGUUCACAGGACUUCUAUUUUCGUUUUAUUGUCUAAAAGACACUUUGUCCAUCAUUGUUAUAAUAUUGUGUUGGCGACGUUGGCGACAAUGGAGAACCACGUGAAAUACGUGGUGACAUGAAAAUCAGUGAAAGAAGAUUCUACAGUUUUGUUAUGAAUUUUUUUAUUCUUAAGAAAUAUUGAAUUCUGAAUUAUUAUCCUUGACUGGAUAAGACAAGAAAUGAAAGUGAAAGUAUUAUGUAGGAAUCCCGACUAUUAUCUACGUGAAACUAAAAGGGAUAUAUAUAAAGUUCCACGUAAUUAUGAGCCAUCAUUGCAUCCAUUUGAAGGGUUAAGAGAAUACACAAGGGCAUUGAAUGCUGUGAAAUUAGAACGUGUAUUUGCUAAACCCUUUGUUGGGAAUUUAGAUGGACAUCAGGAUGGUGUAUCGUGUUUUGGAAAACACCCACAGCGUCUGUCUUUGUUAGUGAGCGGCUCGUAUGAUGGCGAGGUUCGUUUAUGGGAUCUACCACAACAGAAAUGUGUACGUAAUUUUCGGGCACACGAUGGUUUUGUGAGGGGAAUCGCAUUUCUCCCAGAUGGGCAGCAGUUUGUUACUGUUGGUGAUGAUAAGACCAUCAAGAUGUGGAAGACAGAUUUGCCAGACUGGGGCGAGGAGGAGGAACCUACAAAUACAUACAUCAGCAAGUCUGUAAUAAUGGGUGUGAGCCAUCACCAGAAGGAACCCAUGUUUGCAACAUGUGGAGAACUCUGCCAAGUGUGGGAGGAAGACCGCAAUGAGCCAAUCAGAACAUUCCAGUGGGGUGUUGAUAGCUUGCAUGAUGUCAGUUUUAAUCCAAUUGAAACAAAUCUUUUGGCUGCUUGUGCUAGUGAUCGAAGUAUCAUUCUUUAUGACACUCGAGACAUAGGACCAAUUAGGAAAGUAAUUAUGACGCUGCGAAGUAACAGACUGUGCUGGAAUCCUAUGGAAGCUUUCAUCUUCACAUGUGCCAAUGAGGACUACAAUUUGUAUACUUUUGACACAAGGAAGCUGAAGCAGCCACUGCAAGUACACAUGGACCACGUUUCAGCAGUGACAGCUAUAGAUUAUGCUCCAACCGGAAAGGAAUUUGUGAGUGGUGGUUAUGACAAAUCUCUCAGGAUCUUUGAACAUGGAAAGAGCCAUUCUCGUGAUAUUUAUCACACAAAACGAAUGCAGAGACUUACAUGUGUCUUGUGGUCAAUGGAUAACAAAUACAUUCUUUGUGGUUCAGAUGAAAUGAAUAUUAGAAUGUGGAAAGCAAGAUCAGCAGAAAAACUUGGAGUGUUGAGACCACGUGAAAAGACAGCUCUGAACUACAGUGAAGCUCUGAAACGGAAAUUUGGGAGUCACCCUCAGAUAAGCCGCAUCGCUCGUCACCGUCAAGUUCCUAAACAUGUUUACCAUGCACAGAAAGAACUCCGCACCAUCAAGUUGAAACAGAAGAGAAAGGAAGCUAACAGGAGAGCACACUCUAAACCAGGAACUGUACCUUUUUUGUCAGAAAAGAAGAAGCAUAUUGUGGAAGAGCAAGAAUGAAGUUUUUAUUGCUGUUGCAUUUUGUGUAUUUCAUAACAUUUUGAACUGGAAUUAACUGUUUUCAUGGAAUGUGGUAGAGAGUAUAAUUGAAUUGAAUGUAGGAUUUGAUUUAUUGUAUACUAUGCUAUUUGCUGAGAACCACAUUGCAUGUGAAUAGCUUAAAGUAAACAAAUAAUGCAAAUAAAUAGAAGGAGGAAAAUAAUGUGGAAAGAGUAUUCUAAGCAACAAAGAAAUGCCAUACUGAUUUACAGUUAAAUGACAAUAGAGCAAAUCUGACUUGUAA